This is a messenger RNA of Ogataea philodendri, 525 nucleotides long. RefSeq lists its product as uncharacterized. The record is from RefSeq and is a predicted model, not a curated record. Lineage: Eukaryota; Fungi; Ascomycota; Pichiomycetes; Pichiales; Pichiaceae. Bases 1 to 525 code for a protein of 174 amino acids. The transcript has a single exon.
AUGUUUUUGCAGGUUGGAGCAGCUGGCAAAUAUGCCGUAUCGUCCUGUCGUGACGUCGUUUUCGAUCGACCCGCAAUAAACGGUGUCGCAGAACCUGUCCAGCUCGUUGAUCCCCUGUUUUGCCACUACCGGGUUGAUCAUGCAGUGCAGGGCGGACAUGAUACAGUCGCAGCGCGCCGAUCGCGGGGUGUGGGGCAGUGUCGUGGUGCAGAUGGACAUGUUUGUGGGGCACGGCCCCUGUUUAGGGGUCGGGAAGCUAAGGCCGUUUUGAGAGAAGUAGAAAUCAACAGGGUAUGGUGUGUUGCAUCCGAGAUACUGAUCUGUUGUUGUGUUGAGCUGGGAGUUCAGUUCAAGUCCCACAGGUAUGCGUCGCAUCUUGUUGCGGGACAUAUAUCUCUUCAUAUCUCUGACGGCUGCUUUGAAGAACGGCAGAUUUGGCUCGUCCAAUGCGGACUCGAUGGUGAACCCGAGCAAGUUGUGGAAAUAGUGGGCGUUAUCGAUCACGGUGGUGAAAUCUUCGUAUAG